AUGAGUGAUCCAGAUAAUUUUGACGACGAGGAACUCGUUUCUGCUACCACACAAAGCAGAAAUUGGAAAGGGAUUUUAAUUGCUUUAUUAGUUAUUAUUAUUGUUUUGGCAUUAACUGUUACAUCUGUUAUAUUAUUAACGCCUCCCGAAGAUGAUAUUAGAAUUAAGGGGACCCGUUUUAAACUCAAAGAAAUAUUAAAUCACGAAUAUCAGAAUUUGCCAUUUAACGGUUCUUGGAUUUCCGGUGAAGAAUUAAUUUUUAUGGAUGAUUGGGGAAGCAUUUCAAUAUUAAAUGCAAAAAAUUUAUCCAUUCGUACAGUUUUAGGCAAUCACACACUGAGUCAAUUCAACAUAGGAAAAUUCAUAAUGUCACCCGAUCAAAAAUAUAUACUUUUGGUUUGCAAUAUACAAAAGCUGUUCCGAUAUUCGUUCCUGGCCAAUUAUUACAUUUACGACAUUUCUACCAUGGAAAUUUUUCCGAUAAAAGUAAAUUCGGCAGAUGAACAGGAUAAUUUUUUCCAGUUGGUUGAUUGGGCCCCACGGGGUAACGCCCUUCUUAUUGUUUACAACUAUGAUAUCUAUUAUAAAACAUCACCGACAACAAACAAAAUUUAUAGGCUUACCGAAAAUGCCGAACCCGGGGUUGUCAGCAACGGAUUACCCGAUUGGUUAUACGAAGAAGAAAUAUUAUUUGGUAGCAGAGCGUUGUGGAUGAGCAACGAUGGUCAUCUUUUACUUUAUGCAAAAUUUGACGAUUCCGAAGUUGGAGAAGUUAAAUUAUCUUGGUAUAACGUACAUGAACGUGCCAAACAAUAUCCUGAAAUUCGACCUUUGAGAUACCCAAAGGCUGGUACCAACAAUCCAAAAGUUUCUUUGUUUGUUUCUGACUUGGCGGAUCUUGAUAAUAUUAACACCAAAGAAAUAAUUCCUCCGCAUGGACUAAUACAUUUGAGUGAUUACUACUUUUCUUCCGCGAGCUGGAUUUCUCUGACAGAAAUUUGUGUCGUAUGGAUGAAUAGACCACAGAACCUUUCAUUGGUAACAAUUUGUAAGAGUCCACUUUGGCACUGUCAGGAGACGCAAAGAAUCAGCGGAGAAGGUAAAGGAUGGGUUGAAAUAUUUCCUUCUCCACUAUUUUCACCGGAUGGGAAACGAUACAUAACUUUGGCGCCGGUAAGAGAUGGAUCAGCUGGAUAUUUUAGGCAUAUUAUCACGGUCGAUAUUCAGAAAAAACGAGCUUUGCCAUUAACUCAUGGAAAACAUCAAGUCAAUAAAAUAAUAGCCUGGGAUUAUAAUCUAAACGUUAUAUACUUUCUAGGAACACCAGAAAUGUAUCCAAGUCAAGUUCAUUUGUACAGAGUAAGUUCUGAUCCCCCUAAGAUUGGAUCCCCACUUCCUGUUCCAGUGUGUAUUUCGUGCUUUCCAAAUAACCAAACAUUAGAAAAAGAAAAUUAUUCAAAAAAAAUAAAAAGUCUUCCUGAAUCAUCUGUUUCUGACAAUGAAAUUAAAAAUGAUGGUGAUAAAAUGAAAAACAAACUGGAAGAGGAAACACCAAAAGAAGAAUAUUCGUAUCACAACGUUUUAUUUAGUCCCGAUUUAUCGUUUUUCAUUUUGGAAUGUUUGGGUCCGGGAGUACCUAUAACGUCUUUGUACACGACAAAAAAUUACCCGCAAAAACCGAAACUUGUCGCCAUUUUGCAAAACAAUGUUAAAUUAAAGGAAAAAAUAUCAAAAAAAGCUGUGCCUGUUUUAAAAACAUUUUCAAUACAAAUGUCAAGUGGAUAUCAAGCUCAAGUUCGUUUAUAUUUUCCUCCGGGACUAAGAGAAGACGAAGUUACAAAAUAUCCACUAAUUGUACAAGUAUACGGAGGACCGGGUACCCAAUUAGUGACUGACAGAUGGAAAAUAGAUUGGUUUACAUUUUUGGCAUCUAAUAAAGACUACAUAGUGGCACAAAUCGAUGGUAGAGGAUCCGGGGGUCAAGGCUAUCAAUUAAUGUAUGAAGUAUACCAUCGUUUGGGGACGGUUGAAAUAGCAGACCAAUUGGAAAUCACCGAGUAUUUAAAAGACACUUUUCAUUUCAUUGAUGAACAAAGAAUUGCCGUUUGGGGAUGGAGUUAUGGAGGAUUUAUUUCUGCUCUUUUAAUGGCCAAAAAUUCUGGAACUUUUCGCUGUGGAAUAUCUGUUGCACCUGUCACUAAUUGGGCUUUCUAUGAUUCCGCUUAUUCUGAAAGGUACAUGGGUCUUCCGAACGUAACGGAUAAUUAUAAAGGAUACGAAGAAUCGGAUGUGAGCAAAAUGGCAGAAAAUUUUAGAAACAAAAUGUUAUAUUUAAUACACGGAACAGCAGACGACAACGUUCAUUUACAACAUUCGAUGUCAUUAAUAAAAGCUUUGACAUCGAAAGGAAUAUUAAUUAGGCAACAAGUUUAUCCAGAUGAAAAACACACAUUAUCCGGAGUAAAAUAUCACCUUUAUAAAAGUAUGAUUAAUUACCUGGAAAAUUGUUUCCGAAUAGAAAUAACGUCUGAAAUGGAAUCGGGACUUCGUGGCGGUGGAACAACUGAUAGUUCUACAAUAUUAAUUUAA
Molecule: messenger RNA, 2589 nt
Organism: Pediculus humanus corporis (human body louse)
Lineage: Eukaryota; Metazoa; Arthropoda; Insecta; Psocodea; Pediculidae
Product: Inactive dipeptidyl peptidase, putative
Exons: 18
Coding region: 1-2589 (862 amino acids)
Biological process (GO): proteolysis
Molecular function (GO): dipeptidyl-peptidase activity; serine-type peptidase activity
Source: RefSeq, a predicted model, not a curated record